This is a messenger RNA of Stylophora pistillata, 1309 nucleotides long. RefSeq lists its product as uncharacterized. Lineage: Eukaryota; Metazoa; Cnidaria; Anthozoa; Scleractinia; Pocilloporidae. The record is from RefSeq and is a predicted model, not a curated record.
CGGUGGGUUCGCUGAGGAGAUUACCAACGUCCGGUUAUUCAAACAAACUGUAGCCGUUGUUCAGCAAAGCUGCGCUCAAAGCCAUCUGCAAUUGAGCCGUAUCUUUUACCCAAACUUUUAUUUUUGUGAACAGCGUCAAGACGGCCGAAAGCUAAAAGUGAAAGGACAUUUAUUUGAUUAAAUCAACCCUCUUGUAGAGAAUCCAACAGGCCCACUGCUUGCUAAAAACCACGGUUUGCGUUAGACCUCGUGAAGGUAUCGUGUAAAAAAAAAAUCGCCAAGCUUGUCACUGGCUUAAGAAACGCUCAAUUUUCGAAUGGAAUGGUGUUUUUUCAGCGCAACCUGGGAUGUUGAAGAAAUUAGACGUCGACAAGACACGAGCCGCACAAGUUACGGAACGAGCCAAUGAGCAGGGAUGUGGUUAUCAUGUGAUCUAAUUUCCGCGUGUACUUAUCUUUGUGACGUCAUGCCAAUCGUGCGUCACAAAAUCUACGAUGAUUUGAUGAAUCGAUUUCAAAUAAUUUGAAGACAUUUUCGCUUUAAAAAUGUGAAAGGUUUGCGAGAGCAUGUGUUGGUUUUUAAGGUUAAGAUUAGCAAGCCAUAGGAAAGCCGCUGAAAAAAAAGCUCAAAGCCUCAAAAGUUCCAUGACUCAGUCGUUCAAUAAAUUCUCGUCUUCAAUGUCAUCGAUGACAGGUGAAGGUAGCAGACGCGGGAAGCAACCUGGCCGUCCGGCUGGUCAGAGAAAGACUGGGAAGACACAGACAAAUGCCCCACUUAUUGAUCCAAACGGGAAACGGGCCAAGUCAAAAAAGCCGUCAAACAAUCAUACUGAAGUCAAACGGAAAAAGAAGAAACAAAAGGCAGCUUCUGCAGGCCUGCCAAGUUUACCCGAGAGUAUUACAAACACUUUACCCAGCCUGUGUAAGAUAUUCAAGAAGCCACAACGUCAACAAGGUACGAGCACACCAAGUCGGGAGUUCCGGAAACAUUACAUGUGUCAGACUUGGGAUGACAAUUAUGUACAAAUUAGUCCUCUUCACGACAUUAUGGAAGAAGAAGAAGAAGAAGAAGAAGAUGAUGAAUUUUAGAUAAAUAAAAAAGAAAACUCCGGCGCUCAAUAGAUAGGAAUUGUUUUAGGUGAAUCCCGGUGUUGAACGACCUGUUGUUCAACGAUGCGCUAAAGACACCAUUUGUACCAAAAGUGUAACAAGUUUUUUUGAACUCGAAGAAGUUAGAUUGUCAUUUUUGUUUUUCUUCAAUGGACUGUUCUGUUUUUAAUUUGAAACAGAAAUUAAAGUUUUAAAAAUUG